CCUAACCACUUCCGGGUCACAGGACAUUCCGCUUUCCGAUUGGGUGAUAUAGGAGAGUUUAAAAUUAAACCACCGCGAACAGCUGGUUGGUAGAACGCGCUGGGUGUUGCUUGGGAGCCCGCUGGUUAUUUUGUCCUGGUACUUCGUUAGCCAAAGGGAUGGUGGAUAGUUGGCAAAUUAGCUGCAUCUGAAAAACAACAACACUUGUCUGCUCGGCAACUGUUAAAAGCACAGGAGCUCUGCCUCUGGAGUGUGUGUGGGGAAUGGGCCUUCCAUGGCCUUUUUUUCUUCCAAAAUUACUGGGGCAAUAUAAUAAGUGGCCUAAGGUGCUAUGGGUCUCCAAGAAGCUUCAGCCCUAUAAAUGCUGAUGAUGAACAGAAAGCCAAUGACUAUGUCUUCUUUUCAAAAAAGGAUCCUGAAUAUGAUUCGGUAUUUCCGAAAAGAAUGGCGCUUAUUUUCAGACUCUGAAAGGACUACUGUGUGUGGUGUAGACUGCAUGCUGAUGGCUUUGCAGCUAUCUGUUGCUGAGGUCAAUAAAAAGCACUAUGGAGAUUUUAAAGCAUCUCUUAGUGAAGUGGUAUUACAUUGGAAUUACCUAGUACCUGACAAGCUGGGGAUAUUACAGAAAAAUGUGGAAGGUCCUGAAAACUAUGCUGACAUCACAGGUGCUUAUGCUCGCUUUUUAAAACGCUGCAAUAUGAUGGAUCUUAUAGAUGUCUAUCAGAAAUGUGGGGCACUCGAACUGGAAAAUGAAUCUAUUUCCUCUGAACAACUGUUAGAAUUUCUUAUUGGUACAGCAGAUCUAGCCAUUGAGAAUCAUUCAAUUCAUAUUACCCCCUCAACACCGACUAACAGAAUAAGCCAGGAUGAUGAAGAGCUGCCAUUGAUGGUGAAGAAAAUUCUGUGUGCGUAUUUAAGAUUAUUGGUUAAUUCCAAGAAUGAUCUGGCCUUCGCUUACAUUUUGAAUGUUCCUGACAGAGGACUUGGAAGGGAAGCUUUCACUGACCUAAAACAUGCUGCACAGGAAAGACAAAUGUCCAUAUUCCUGAUGGCAACAUCUUUUAUCCGAACCAUAGAACUUGGAGGAAAAGGUUAUGCUCCUUCGCCAGCUGAUCCUUUGAGAACCCAUGUGAAGGGACUUUCACUUUUGGUUCACUUCAUUGAUAAACUGGAAGAAAUUGUUGGUGAAGUCUUGGAUCCUAGACUUGCAGGGGGCCAAAUUCUAUCAACAAUCAAGAUGCAUUUGUUAAAAGGCCGAAACAACAGGAAUCCCUUCUGUCGAGCAGUGGAGAAAGUUGUAGAAGAUUUGGAUUUUAGGAUUAAAAAUAUUAUCAAUUGUCAGCAUGAGUCUGUGACAGCUAGCACCACUGGAAUUAGUCCAGCCCGGCCCAAGCUACAUGCUAUAAACCAUGACACUGUUUACUGUGGCAGAGAUACUGUGAUGUCUUUAUUGGCUCUUUUGGAUGAAGUGGCUACUGACCCUCUUCCUAACAACAAAGCCCAAGUGUUGUUUGGCAACGAAUUUGGAUUCCCUUGUACCUUGAUGCUGUUCAGAUCUCCAACACAAUCUAGUGGAUCCUCUCCAAAAGCUUUGAGACAACGGAUUCGGACAGCAAUGGAUGAAAAAGAAGUUAAGCUGAAGCAGCCUUUAAUUAGGUCUCAGUUUGCUUGCACCUAUAAAGAUGACCAAAUGACUGUGGCAAAGGAUCAGUACUUGAGGGUAAUUCAGGCCCCAACAUGCAUACACCCAGCCCCAACAGAAAAGGCACAUCUGGACCCUGAAAAUGAAUCAACUGCAGAAUGCCUUCAUUUACAACUUGAAAGUGCUGCACUUGCAACUAAUUCUGGAAAUAUUCAUCAGAAUGGAAGUAAAAGUAAAGAAACAGGGAAAUCAAGUUGCCAGCCAAGAAACAAGAGCUCAAAGAAGAAGCAGGUGGACAGGACUAGUGAAAAUGUCAUAUGCACUAACAAAAAUGAAUCACUUCAACAUAUACACAGUAAGAGACUAAAGACUACUGUGAAAUGCCAGAAUAGUUUGGACAGCAAAAUAAAAAGAGCUGGAAAAUGCAACAAGAUUGUAGCCAAAAAUAAACUGAUUGCUGGUCAAGCAAAGCUAACACAGUUCUUUAGGUUAUAAAUGUUCUUAUUGUAAUGCUUAUGCAAACAUCAUUGGCUCUUUUGAAACACAGUAAUACCUUUUUCCUUGUAAUGAUGAAUAUUAGUAAAUUGAUAUGUAUGCAGUAUUUGGACAAAUGGAUCAACAAGCUUUGCAUAAUUCCUAGUUUUAAUAAUGCGCUAUAAUCUUUACAUUUGUUUGAUCAUGUGGUAUUUUGACAUACAAAUAUUUAGGAUUUAUACAAACACAAAGCAAUACUUAUACAACUACUACUUCAUUGAAUUGACAAAAAAAUGGGUUUUUCUCUUCCAAAUGACGUACUUUCAACAGUUUUUAGACUUGCCAACAAGGUCGGUAGACUCUUCCGAGCAUGCACCUGAGCACUGAAGAAAAACACACAAGAAAUAUUUAUUUUUUUCCAGAUAAAUAGUGAACAGGUAUGAAUGAUAUUUGUAUUAAUUGGGUUUAACUUCAUCCUCAGUGGUGUGUUGCAUACCUUCACUAACAUUAUCCAUCUUAAAAUAUUUGGGUCAAUUUGUCUAAUAAACGUUUUUUUAGAAACA
This is a messenger RNA of Rhineura floridana, 2679 nucleotides long. RefSeq names its product PARP1 binding protein (gene PARPBP). Gene Ontology annotation, biological process: negative regulation of double-strand break repair via homologous recombination. Lineage: Eukaryota; Metazoa; Chordata; Lepidosauria; Squamata; Rhineuridae. Gene Ontology annotation, cellular component: chromatin. The record is from RefSeq and is a predicted model, not a curated record. The transcript has 12 exons. Bases 362 to 2137 code for a protein of 591 amino acids.